Messenger RNA from Paramecium octaurelia, 243 nucleotides. Lineage: Eukaryota; Ciliophora; Oligohymenophorea; Peniculida; Parameciidae. The record is from the annotation of a GenBank genome assembly.
AUGUCUUUUUAAUUCCUUAAAAUAUGUUUUAAUAAUGAUCUCAGAAGACUGAGAAGCAUAAGGAGAUUUUUGUUUUACAAUACCUAGCCUAGUGAAUUUUAUAGAUUAGAGGAAGUUCGCAAAGAAAUGCUUAACAUUAAGAUAGAAGAUAGAGAAUCAGUCAAAUCAACAGCAGGUACGACUUCUUGGGUCUUGUAUUUAAAGAAGAGAUAGUAAUAAAAAUCAAAUUGGUAAUGGUGGUGA